Rhineura floridana is the source of this 2700-nucleotide messenger RNA. It is a transcript of the gene SURF4, whose product is annotated as surfeit 4. The transcript has 6 exons. NCBI's taxonomy places the organism in Eukaryota, Metazoa, Chordata, Lepidosauria, Squamata, Rhineuridae. Gene Ontology annotation, biological process: Golgi organization. Bases 332 to 1141 code for a protein of 269 amino acids. Gene Ontology annotation, cellular component: membrane; endoplasmic reticulum-Golgi intermediate compartment; endoplasmic reticulum. The record is from RefSeq and is a predicted model, not a curated record.
AGAGGCUGCUUCCCGUUCCCAAGGGAUAACCCCCUCUCUCCGCCUGCCCGUGCGCGCUGCUUGGCGCGGCUCCUUUAAGAGUUGGCCUACGUGGCAGUGCUAGCAGAGGCGAGCGCAACGCGCAGUCCCAUCGACUUCCUGUGCUGUGCAGCGCUUGCAAUAGGAGUAACGCGCACCACCAAGAGGAGGGGUUGUGUGUGUGUGUGUGGCUGCGAGUGCUUAGUCCGGUCUCUCCCAGGCGCAGUGGGCACCCAACCCAUCCUGGAGCAAAAAAGCCACCCCUCCACCCGUCGCCAUACCCGCAGCAGCACCCACUGAAGAGCCGGCAGCCAUGGGGCAGAACGACCUGAUGAACACCGCGGAGGAUUUUGCCGACCAGUUCUUGCGAGUAACAAAACAGUACCUCCCCCACGUGGCCCGCCUCUGCUUGAUCAGCACGUUCCUUGAAGACGGCAUCCGUAUGUGGUUCCAGUGGAGCGAGCAAAGGGACUACAUUGAUGCCACGUGGAGUUGUGGCUACCUCCUGGCCUCCAUCUUCGUGUUCAUUAACCUUUUUGGACAGCUAAGUGGCUGCAUCCUAAUACUGAGUAGGAACUUUGUUCAGUAUGCCUGCUUUGGAUUGUUUGGAAUUAUAGCAUUGCAGACCAUUGCGUACAGCAUUUUAUGGGAUCUGAAGUUUUUGAUGAGGAACCUCGCUCUCGGGGGUGGUUUGCUCCUGUUGUUGGCUGAGUCGCGGUCUGAGGGCAAAAGCAUGUUUGCUGGUGUGCCUACCAUGCGGGAAAGUUCCCCGAAGCAAUACAUGCAGCUGGGCGGACGGGUGCUGCUAGUCCUCAUGUUUAUGACGCUGCUGCAUUUUGAUGCUAGCUUCUUUUCGGUCCUCCAGAACAUUGUGGGCACCGCCUUGAUCAUCCUCGUGGCUGUCGGCUUCAAGACCAAACUGGCCGCCUUGACCUUGGUCAUCUGGCUUUUUGCCAUCAAUAUCUAUUUCAAUGCCUUCUGGACCGUCCCGGUCUACAAGCCCAUGCACGACUUCCUCAAGUACGACUUCUUCCAGACCAUGUCCGUCAUUGGGGGCCUCCUGCUUGUGGUGGCACUUGGGCCUGGCGGCGUCUCCAUGGACGAGAAGAAAAAAGAGUGGUAGAAAGAGGGAGAAGGGCAGGAUUUAAAACAACCCGCAUUGUCUCAGAGUCUGGGGACUGACCUUCAACAUGGGUUCAGUGGGGGGAAUUUUUUUUUAAAAAAAACUGCCAGCAUUUUACAUAGGUGCCUAAUGGUCCCUACUUAAAGGCACACAUCUUAUUUUUGAGAAUCCAGUUUUGGUUUUAGUUCACGACCGCACUGAUAAUCGGAUACGAGAUCAUUCUUCAUCAAGGAACAUCUUUGCCUUGAGUUCCUGUUGUUCUCUCUCCUCUUUUUUUGUAAUUUCCUAAAAUUGGGACAUACAGAAGGUGGCUUGCCAAACAACAUGUGGGCAUAGCACCUGCCACCUUUUGAUGGUUUUUUAAACACAUUUUUUCUUAAAAAAAGCUACUGUGAUCAGAUGCCGUUGUAUACUUUCAGUGUGAAAGGUGUUCCCUUUUUUUUUUGUUUACGUUCUUCUUGUAAUUAAAAGUUGCCUCCCAGAUUGAGAACUGACAAAUCAACAAGUGGUAAGAGCUUAGUGUAGCUUCUGUACCAUUGGAAAAGGGUUUUUUAUACUUUUAAAAAACCGACACACCCACCCCAGUAUUACAACGCCCAAAUAGGAUAAUCCCUUGAAACAGAGGCAGGAGAAAAUUCUGCAACAGCUAGGUCCCUUAAGGGAAUUUUUUUUCUACUGGCAUAUUACUACUUGUAACGCAAAAAAAAAAAGCAGAGGCAGGAGAAAACCGUUUGGGUUUCAUGAAAAAAUAAUUCAAGGGAAGGCAAUUUGAGCAACAUCCCAUGGUAACUCAGAUUUUUCAGAUGUCAGCUCUUAAGGGGCCAUUGUUGCUUUACUUGGAAGAACACACGUAAUUUUAGGGGCAGACCCCGUAUUCUAGAGAUCUUGUGCUGCUGUUGCUUUUGGACAUCACAUCAGAUCCAAGUGAGCCUUGUGUAAAUGAAGAACAAGCUUGCUGAAUUACAGCAAAAGUCCAUCAAGUGGACAGCCAGAGGCUCCUGGGGCCCUCUAGCUAUUGUUUUCAGUGACAACUCCCAUCAUUCCUAACUACUGGCCAUGCUGGCUGGGGCUGAUGGGAGUUGGAGUCCUGCUGCAGAAGGUCACAAGAACAGCUAAUAGCUGAUGGUAUGUAGUAUUCAGAGGUAAACUGCUUCUAUCCAUGGAGGUUCUUUUUAGCAAACGGCCAUGAAUUUGUAAUUUUUUUAAAGCCAAUUAUCUAGCAGCCCUUGCCUCAUUUUGUUGAUAGUGAACUCCAUUGCGUUAAUUCAUGGGUUCGGUUAAAUGCUUUCAUUUAGCCAGCACUAAAGGGUGACCAUGGGGUGACCAUGACUUUUUAGUGCUGGGACUUUUAUACUUUUCAGAACUGUGAAGAGCUACAGAACUGAGAGAGGAUGAAUAUUCAGCUAGAUACUGUAUGCUAAAAGGCUCCAAAAAAGAUCCUUUGCGUGCUGCUUCAUCUUGUCCAACUGACCCCUUUCCAUCCAUCCACCCCUCAAUAAAAUAUAUUUUGGAAUACCCCAGAUUUUGCAUCUGGAAUAAUAAUAAAAAGGUCAAAUUCA